AUGAAGGGUAUAUCGUCGCUGGUAAACAGAAAAAAUAUCAACAGUGGAUCUGGUAGCUCUGAAGUUGAUAUUUUACCUAAUGACAGAGGUGUAAACUCAAUAAAGAUGGAAGAUCUCAAGAAGACGAAGAGUGAUGUUGAGUUAUACCAUAUGGAGCAUGCCCCGGGAGCUACAAGUCCUGAUGAUGAUGUUGAUAAUGAUAACGUGGUUACCGAAAUAAUGAAUGCCACCCAAGAUGCCCAAGCGGCAGACGAAAGUGAGAGAACAAUGCCCCUCAUGAAAGCCCUCAAGACUUAUCCAAAAGCUGCCGCAUGGUCAAUACUGGUCUCGACAACGCUGAUCAUGGAAGGCUACGAUACAGCCAUUCUUGGAGCAUUUUAUGCUUUGCCAAUUUUUCAGCAUAAGUUUGGCUCUGAAAAUCACCAUACUGGGGAGUGGGAGAUUUCGGUCUCCUGGCAGAUCGGUUUAAGUCUUUGCUAUGUGGCUGGUGAAAUUGUUGGUUUACAGAUAACGGGGUAUUUCGUGGAUUUUAUGGGUAAUCGUUAUACAUUGAUUUUUGCAUUAUUUACUCUGGCCGCUUUCACGUUCAUUUUGUAUUUUUGCAAAAGUUUAGGGAUGAUUGCCGUGGGAGAAGCAUUAUGUGGUAUGCCGUGGGGAUGCUUUCAAAGCUUAACUGUUUCAUAUGCUUCCGAAAUUUGUCCCCUUGCCCUACGGUAUUAUCUUACUACUUAUUCCAACCUUUGCUGGUUGUAUGGUCAGCUUUUCGCAGCGGGUAUAAUGAAAAACUCUCAAAAUAAAUAUGCCAACUCAGAACUUGGUUACAAAUUACCAUUUGCUUUGCAGUGGAUAUGGCCUCUUCCUAUGGCCAUUGGAAUCUUUUUAGCGCCUGAAUCUCCAUGGUGGCUGAUAAAAAAGGGAAAGAUUGACCAGGCGAGGAAAUCCCUUGAAAGAACACUGAGUGGUAAAAGCGUCGAAAAAGAUCAACUGGUUAUGAGAGAGUUAGAAAAGAUAAAGCUCACCAUAGACCAGGAGCAAAAACUGAAAGACAGUGAAGGAAGUUAUAUGGACUGUAUAAAAGACAAGGUUAACCGCAGAAGGACCAGAAUAACUUGUCUAACUUGGGUUGGACAAACAACUUGCGGUGCAGCGCUCAUAGGAUAUUCCACAUAUUUUUACGAAAAAGCUGGCGUUAGUACUGAGACAUCUUUCACGUUCAGUAUUAUUCAGUACUGUCUUGGUAUCGCUGCAACAUUCAUAUCAUGGUGGCUUUCAAAGUAUGUUGGCAGAUUUGACCUUUAUGCGACUGGUUUGGCUUUUCAAGCAGUAAUGUUUUUUAUCAUCGGCGGCCUGGGGUGCUCAGAUACAAAAGGAGCAAAAAUGGGGAGCGGUGCUUUAUUGAUGGUUGUGUCAUUCUUCUACAAUCUGGGAAUUGCGCCCGUGGUGUUUUGUCUAGUGUCAGAACUUCCAUCUUCACGCUUGAGAACCAAAACAAUUAUUUUGGCUCGUAAUUCCUACAACGUGAUACAGAUUGUAACCAUGGUGUUAAUAUUGUACCAGUUGAAUUCGGAGAAAUGGAACUGGGGUGCAAAGUCAGGGUUUUUCUGGGGGCAUUUUGUGUAG
Messenger RNA from Lachancea thermotolerans CBS 6340, 1620 nucleotides. RefSeq names its product maltose permease (gene MAL31). The transcript has a single exon. Gene Ontology annotation, molecular function: carbohydrate:proton symporter activity. Gene Ontology annotation, biological process: transmembrane transport; carbohydrate transport. NCBI's taxonomy places the organism in Eukaryota, Fungi, Ascomycota, Saccharomycetes, Saccharomycetales, Saccharomycetaceae. Gene Ontology annotation, cellular component: membrane. Bases 1 to 1620 code for a protein of 539 amino acids. The record is from RefSeq and is a predicted model, not a curated record.